Capra hircus (goat) is the source of this 1265-nucleotide messenger RNA. RefSeq names its product GAR1 ribonucleoprotein (gene GAR1). Gene Ontology annotation, cellular component: box H/ACA snoRNP complex. Bases 322 to 957 code for a protein of 211 amino acids. Gene Ontology annotation, biological process: ribosome biogenesis; snoRNA guided rRNA pseudouridine synthesis. Lineage: Eukaryota; Metazoa; Chordata; Mammalia; Artiodactyla; Bovidae. Gene Ontology annotation, molecular function: box H/ACA snoRNA binding. The record is from RefSeq and is a predicted model, not a curated record. The transcript is spliced from 7 exons.
AAGGACGCUGAUAUUGUAUGUCACUUCCUCUGCUCGCCGUAGGCAAGUAAAGCUGAUUGUCGUAAAGUAACGGUUGAGGUUGAGAUAUUACUGAUACUCUUCCAGCAUUGAAGGCUCUUUCGGACAGGCGACAGCGUACCUGCUUCCGCAGGUGCCUGGCUUUUUUUUCUAAACCAGUUAUUCGAGUUUCUAGGUGAUUCCCUCCCCAGUUCAGUUUCGUCCCCGUACGGUGGCCGAAGAGGCUCUUGUGAGGCGGAAGUACCGGGCGAGUGGGUGUGAGCACCCGGGCCUGAGGUGCACGUGGCGCCGGUAGGAGCGAACAUGUCUUUUCGGGGCGGAGGUCGCGGAGGAUUUAAUCGAGGUGGCGGCUUCGGUCGCGGCGGCGGCAGCAACAAUCACUUCCGAGGUGGAGGCGGCGGUAAUUUCAGAGGCGGCGGCGGCGGCAGAGGAGGAUUCGGACGAGGGGGCGGCCGCGGAGGCUUUAACAAAGGCCAAGACCAAGGACCUCCAGAACAAGUAGUUUUAUUAGGAGAGUUCCUGCACCCUUGUGAAGAUGACAUAGUGUGUAAAUGUACCACAGAUGAAAAUAAAGUACCUUAUUUCAAUGCUCCAGUUUAUUUAGAAAACAAAGAACAAAUUGGAAAAGUGGAUGAAAUAUUUGGACAGCUUAGAGAUUUUUAUUUUUCAGUUAAAUUAUCAGAGAACAUGAAAGCAUCUUCCUUUAAAAAACUACAGAAGUUUUAUAUAGACCCAUAUAAGCUGCUGCCGUUGCAGAGGUUUCUACCUCGACCUCCUGGUGAAAAGGGACCUCCGAGAGGCGGUGGCAGGGGAGGUCAAGGAGGAGGAAGAGGCAGAGGUGGCAGAGGUGGCAGAGGUGGUGGUUUUAGAGGUGGAAGAGGAGGUGGAGGUUUCAGAGGAGGAAGAGGGGGUGGUGGUUUCAGAGGAAGAGGACAUUAAGUGUAACAGUCGACAGAAACUUCACCAGGUGACUUCUGCAUUAACCUCAUAAUCUACUUCAGUGGAUCAGAAACUUGUUUCUUGAGCAAAUUUUGAAGAACUGGUCUUUUUAGGACAGUGGAGCUAAAAUGUCAACGUCACGCAAAAAUGAGUGCGGCAGAACAGGCAACUUUGCUUUAAAAGAGUAUGAAUAAGUGUUUUAACAUUUUGUACAAUGUUCGGAACUUUGUGGGUCUUUAAUAAAGGGACAGCUUUUAAUUGGAGCAUAUUUGAAUUUUGUAAAUAAAGUGUUUUAUUUCUUUAAGUAA